UCCACAUCCUCUGUGCCCGCUGGACUGGUGGAACACGCUCAACAUAGGCAGACUUUAGGGUAUGCAAGUAUUGAUGGUUGUUAGUAUAAAACUGGUGUGAGGACUCCAAACUCGUCACAAACGUGGGCAGCGGCUGCGUCUGUAUUUUUUUGCUUUCAAACAAUAACAGGUUGUCAGCCAGCCGCUGCUUCUCCACUAAAGGCCAAUGUGCACUUGCCUUGGGCUGCUUGUUUGAGGGCGCAGCGCUGUUUUUGCUAUUAGAGGAUAAUUUAUGCAGGUUCUUAAAUACUGCCUUGCAACAGCUAAUAAUCCUGGCAUGCGGCUGGUCAAUGCUGCAUGUUUCUUGUGUGCUAGCGGUUAUUAUACUAGUUAAUGUAGAGCUUGAAGCAAAUGCGGACAGAGAUAUGUCUUGUAACAAAGAGGUACUCGUAGCAGCACACUCAGUGCCGUUUUCUGACGCCGGGUAUGGCAUAUUGCCGUUGUCGUCAUUGUUGGCAUCGUCAUCAUCAUGGUAUGUGCUAUUUGUAUCGCUGCCCCUAGAGCAGCUGCUGUCUGUGCGGGCCUUGUACAUUGCUCGUAUGCGGUCGCCCGGCUUUUCAUUGUAUUUAACACUUUGAAGCCGUAAUUUCAGCUGACUCGGGGCGCUGCGCUGAAGCUCAUUGGGUGGUCUACGCUUUGGACACAAGCACUGUGCGUGGCACGCAGCAUGAGAUGAUGUGGUAUCUGGGGGCUGUUCGACCGAAGAGACAUCAUUGUUUUCGUACAAGCACGGAGUCAAGUUCAUAAAUUUUAAAUAGCAGGAUGCCUAUAUAAAUAUAUAAAUAUACUAUAUAAAAAGUUUACAUACGAUAACAACAAUUAUAUC
This is a messenger RNA of Kickxella alabastrina, 865 nucleotides long. RefSeq lists its product as uncharacterized. Lineage: Eukaryota; Fungi; Kickxellomycota; Kickxellomycetes; Kickxellales; Kickxellaceae. The transcript has a single exon. The coding region runs from base 330 to 617 and encodes 95 amino acids. The record is from RefSeq and is a predicted model, not a curated record.